This is a messenger RNA of Doryrhamphus excisus (bluestripe pipefish), 6426 nucleotides long. The record is from RefSeq and is a predicted model, not a curated record. Lineage: Eukaryota; Metazoa; Chordata; Actinopteri; Syngnathiformes; Syngnathidae.
AUGUGUGCCCUGUGAUUAGCUGGCCACCAUUUGCCCGAAGAGAGCUGGGAUAGGCUCCAGCAACCCCGCGACCCUCGUGAGGAUAAGCGGUAAAAAAUGAUAAUAGCAUGAUAAUAGCUCUUAUAUAUUUUUUCUUAGGUAAUUUCUGUAUGAUAUCAUUACUAAAAUAACCAUAACUAGCAUUGCUAGGAAUGCUACAUGUUUAGCAUCAAUAUAGUUGUUUAUUAAUCCCCAUAAUAGUAGUCUUAUGAGUGUUUAUUUACCUGCCACCUGCUGUUCUGUCAUGUUUUGUUGGCACGGUGAUUGUAAUUAGUAUUCUGUUUACUCACCGCAAAGGUUUAAGACGCCUGAGCUAACUCUUAGCUAAACUGCUAUUUUGGAUCAGCCCAAAAAAAGAAUAGGUUUGUAUUGAAUGUGUUGGGCAAAGACAAUGCCAAUACAAGCCUUAUUUUUUUUAAUUAAAACUCAUUUAUUACCUUCAACUGUUCGAGAAAAUGGUGUAAAAUAACCGAACUAAGAAAAAUAUACAAUAUAACCCUUGUUAUCAAUAUUUGGAUCGAUCCGCCCACCCCUACCGGUCACCUCUAAUUAGGGUUGAGAAUGCUACAUGUUUAGCAUCAAUAUAGUUGUUUAUUAUUCCCCAUAAUAAUAGUCUUUUGUGCGUUUAUUUACCUGCCACAUGCUGUGCUAUCAUUUGUUUUGUUUGUUGAUUGUAAUCAGUGUUUUGUUUUCUCACCGCACAGGUUUAAGACCCCUGAGCUAACUCUUAGCUAAACUGCUAUUUUGGGUCAGCCCAAAAAAAGAAUAGGUUUGUAUUGAACGUGUUGGGCAAAGACCAUGCCAAUACAAGCGUUAUUUUUUUUUACUAAACCUCAUUUAUUACCUUCAACUGUUCGAGAAAAUGGUGUAAAAUAACCGAACUAAGAAAAAUAUACAAUAUAACCCUUGUUAACAAUAUUUGGAUCGAUCCGCCCACCCCUACCGGUCACCUCUAUUUAGGGUUGAGAAUGCUACAUGUUUAGCAUCAAUAUAGUUGUUUAUUAUUCCCCAUAAUAAUAGUCUUAUGUGUGUAUAUUUACCUGCCACAUGCUGUGCUAUCAUUUGUUUUGUUUGUUGAUUGUAAUUAGUGUUUUGUUUUCUCACCGCACAGGUUUAAGACGCCUGAGCUAACUCUUAGCUAAACUGCUAUUUUGGAUCAGCCCAAAAAAAGAAUAGGUUUGUAUUGAACGUGUUGGGCAAAGACAAUGCCAAUACAAGGCUUAUUUUUUUUUAUUAAACCUCAUUUAUUACCUUCAAUUGUUCGAGAAAAUUGUGUAAAAUAACCUAACAAAGAAAAAGAUACAAUAUAACCCUUGUUAUCAAUAUUUGGAACGAUCCGCACACCCCUACCGGUCACCUCUAAUUAGGGUUGAGAAUGCUACAUGUUUAGCAUCGAUAUAGUUGUUUAUUAAUCCCCAUAAUAAUAGUCUUAUGUGCGUUUAUUUACCUGCCACAUGCUGUGCUAUCAUUUGUUUUGUUUGUUGAUUGUAAUUAGUGUUUUGUUUUCUCACCGCACAGAUUUAAGACCCCUGAGCUAACUCUUAGCUAAACUGCUAUUUUGGGUCAGCCCAAAAAAAAGAAUAGGUUUGUAUUGAACGUGUUGGGCAAAGACAAUGCCAAUACAAGCCUUAUUUUUUUAAUUAAAACUCAUUUAUUACCUUCAACUGUUCGAGAAAAUGGUGUAAAAUAACCGAACCAAGAAAAAGAUACAAUAUAACCCUUGUUAUCAAUAUUUAGAUCGAUCCGCCCACCCCUACCAGUCACGUCUAAUUAGAGCUGAGAAAAUGCUUUUACAUCAGUCCGCCAGCAGGAGGCGCACUCGCGCAUGUUAUAGUGAAGCUACAGUGCAUACCCAAAAAAUGGCUUAUAGCUUUUUUUAUUUCCCAGCGUCCAUUUAUGUGAUUUGGAAUAAGCCAUAAUUUAUUGUGUGUUGGGGGGAGGGAGGAGAGACCAGAAGUGACCGACAGAUGUCACGGAUGAACGGUGACUCUGACCCACUUCACCCCGCAGAGCAGACCGGAAGCCCGCUAAAUGGCGAUGAAAUGGUGCAAAAAAAUGUCAUUUUCUUCAAUGAAACUGCGGUUAUUUUACAUCCGUGCGGGUUACAUUUGGAUUAAACGGCACUGCAACAGAGAUGAAGGAAGGAAGGUAGGAAGGAAGCAAGGAAGGAAGGAAGGGGAGGGAUUGAGAGGAAAGUGAGGAGCAGCACUUUUGGGCUUCCUUGCAUCUGGACGUCUGGUCUGCUGCACUCCAUGAGACACGAAGAAGAAGGAAACACAAGCACCAAGGAGAAGAAAGUUCUUUUUCCAACGGGACAAGGGAGCAGCGGGAAUGUUGCCGGUGAUCCUGACAGUGUACCUCAACGACACCCAACAGAUGCUGACUGAGGUCCCAGUGACUCCUGCAACCAGGGUUGUGGAUGUUGUAGAAUACUGCAAAGAGGCAGGCGAGGGGGAGUGUCACUUGGCUGAAAAAUGGAACGGACGUGAGAGAGUUCUCCCUCAGGAGGUGUUACUCCUGGAUCUCCUUCAACAGUGGGGAGCGAGGAGGCCAGAGGUCAGCUUCUACCUGCGGCACUGUCCUUCCUGGUCACAAGGAAAUCAGCAGCCUUUGGAGACCGCUUGGACCACGGAUGGACCGUGGAACUCUAAUGAUGGCGUUCCCCGUGUGGAGCUAACCCUCUCUCAGCUUCAGGAAAUGGCCACAAGACAACAGCAACAAAUAGAAGCUCAGCAACACAUGUUGGUCGCCAAGGAGCAGAGGCUGAGGUAUCUUCAACAGGGAGGCAGAUCCAACCAGGGACUCACACAGUCUGAAGCUGAGAAACUUCAACGACUGAAAGAGCGAGUGGAGACUCAGGAGGCGAAGCUGAAGAAGAUCCGAGCCAUGAGAGGACAAGUGGACUACAGUAAACUGAUCAACGGCAACUUAUCUGCUGAGAUCGACCAUGUUAGCAGCCUGUUUCAAGAGAAGCAGGCCGAGCUCCAGUCUGCUGUGAUCCGAGUGGACCAGUUGACCCAACAGCUGGAGGAUCUGAGGAAAGGACGCCUCCAACUCCAUUCUGUGGCAUCCCAGAAGGCGGCAACCAAUAGAACCCAGAGUACGACUACCGCCGGAGUCAAAGGGUCUCCGCUAUCAGGAACUGCAGCUUUAGAACUGAGGAAACUCUACCAAGAACUGCAGGCUCGGAACCAUCACAACCUGGAGCGCAGCAGCAAGUUCAUGCAGGGCAAGGAUCUGCUCAACAAGAGGAACACUCAGGUGACAGCGAUGGAUCAACGCAUCGGCGACCUGAGGGAGCGACUGCACAAGAAACGAGCAGAAUUGAGUCGUAUGAGUGAAGGAGGAACGCCUUCUCCUCAAAGCUCUCCUCUUCUGAGCGGUGGAGUUUCAUGCCGAGUGGCUGCUGUUUGCCCCUACGUCCAAGCUCCACCAGAAGGGGGGCAGAACCUGUCACCGGACCCCUCCCCCAAAACCACUCCGCUCAGUCACAUCCGCUCCCUGUCAGACGAGGAUAGGAGUAGCGUCAGGAAACCUCCCAGCCAAUGGAAAGUGUCAGAUUUAGACAUCAUCCUGUCGGAUGGGAAUGACGCAUGCGAGGGCCCUCAGUCUCCUCAGGAGUCCAAGAGUAACACAAACAGCAACACCAGUGAUGCAUCGUGGCCCAGCAUUGGGAAAAAUGUGUCUAAUUGGAGGACUAACGGUCCAGAACAGAUUCCUUCCGGGUAUGGCACCUACCCCAGUGCCACCCACCAGGCAGCAGGGCAUCAUUGCUCCACCAGCUCCCUACCUCGAUCGGCCCCUGGCACCCUGGGGUGGCCUCGAACCAGCACUGCUCAUGGCACCUCAUCUUUUUCUUCAUCCAUCUCCUCAAAGCAAAUGGAACAACAUGUUUCUGCAACUCCACAGUCCAAUCAAGGUUCUGCCACCAGCUCCCAGUCAUCUUCACUUCCCCCUCCGAGUGAGCGAACGGAUCCUCCUCCAGCAGUCGCUGUACGUCCAUACGUCCCCGACCAUCCCUCCCGGCCCCAGUCCCCUCGAAAAGGCCCCGCGACAAUGAACAGCAGCUCCAUCUACAGCAUGUACCUCCAGCAGCCUCAGACCAAAAACUAUGGCUCACUCAACAAUAGGAGCACCGUCAAAGCAAUCUAUGGGAAACCCAUCCUCCCAGCAUCCUCUACAUCUCCAUCCCCUCUUCCGUUCCUCCAUGGAGGAGGAAUCAGAGCAGCAGAAGACGUUCCAGACAAGGAAGAAGGAAAAGUGGUUGAUGGAGGAAUGACCAACAUUGGGCCAAUCCUCCCUCCCCCGAGCGUGGACAACAUCCCUCGUCCUCUCAGUCCUACCAAGCUGACUCCAGUUGCGUACUCCCAACUUCGUUACCAGAGUGAUGCUGACCUGGAAGUCCUCCGCCGCCGCCUCAGCAAUGCCCCACGACCCCUGAAGAAGCGAAGCUCCAUCACCGAACCCGAGGGCCCACAGGGGCCAAACAUUCAAAAACUAUUGUACCAGAGGUUCAACACUUUGGCUGGAGGCAUGGAUGGAGUCUCAGGGAACACGUUCUACCAGCCUGAUUGUCUUUUGGCUGACAUGGACAACAGCCUUCCGGCAGAGGGGGCUUCAGAAGCGGGUGAAAAGCAUCCCGGUUUGGCGACAGAGGACGCUGAAGUUCAAAACCUGAACCUGGACUGCCGUCGCUUAUCGCCUGCGCCCUUCGAGACGCCCGGGGAAACGACUACAGCAGGACAAAUGAAACACAAUCCGUCUCAAUCGCCACAAACGAGACUUCCCUCGGCUCCUGUCAGGCCCGAAGACCAGAAUAACAACCAGAGUGAUUCUAGUCCCACCCACGUCACGGGGCCCGUUUCCCCCUCGCCGGCACCACAGCCUCCUAAGGCCAAACGAACCAACUUGAAGAAGCCAUCAUCUGAGCGUACGGGCCACGGGCUGAGGGUCAAGUUUAACCCUCUCGCUCUGCUGCUCGAUGCAUCGUUAGAGGGGGAGUUUGAUCUGGUACAGAGGAUUAUAUAUGAGGUGGAAAAUCCCAGCAUGCCAAACGAUGAAGGCAUCACCCCGCUCCACAAUGCCGUCUGCGCCGGCCAUCACCACAUUGUCAAGUUCCUGCUGGACUUCGGAGUGAACGUCAAUGCAGCAGACAGCGACGGAUGGACUCCUCUGCACUGUGCGGCCUCAUGCAACACCGUCCACCUGUGUAAGAUGCUGGUAGAGUCCGGGGCGGCCAUUUUUGCUCAAACAAUCAGUGAUGUUGAAACGGCGGCAGACAAAUGUGAAGAAAUGGAGGAGGGCUACACACAAUGCUCUCAGUUUCUUUAUGGCGUCCAGGAAAAGUUGGGUGUGAUGAAUAAAGGCUCGGUCUUUGCCCUGUGGGACUACAAAGCCCAGCAGUCUGACGAGCUGACCUUCGGCGAGGGGGACGCGCUCACCGUCCUGCGACGGCGUGAUGACACGGAGACGGAGUGGUGGUGGGCGCGGCUCAACGACUGCGAGGGAUAUGUUCCCAGGAACCUGCUGGGGCUCUACCCAAGGAUCAAACCCAGACAACGCUCGCUGGCCUAAAGCCCGGAGCAGUAGCCCCGUGCACGCUCACGUGCACGCUCACGUGCAGCCAGAGAAGCAGCGUCUACUGCAGGUGGAGAUGGAGGCUGAUGGAGCAGAGAAGAGACAAAGUGACAAAAUACUGUAUAUUACCACUUAGUAAUAUACUUGAGGUUGUUUUUGAGGUCGCUGAUGAUGAAGCGCUGUCAUAACAUCAACAGGACAAAAUCACUCAAGCAUGCGAUAUCAUUCACUAUGCCGUACAAAUGUAAAAAGUAGCUGAAAUGAUAUUUAAAAAAAAAAAAAGACAAAUAUCAACUGUUAGUGUUUUUGCCAUGAAGUCAACAGUGGUGCAUGCAGACAUGACAACAUCAGUCCAGCUUUGAAAGGACUGUUGAUGAGGAGUAGAAUUCAAUGAGGCUAACUGGGCAAAACAGUAGGGGUGGGCGAUACUGGAUAUAUUGGUAUCGAUGGGAUACCAAGUAAAUGCAGGGACAGUAGUGAAAGAUUUUGUGAGUUUGCCGCUACUUUUUAAUACAUAACAAUUAAAGACAAGCAAAAAAAAAAACAAAUAAUUAAUUAUAAUUAUUAUAUUAUAUAUAAUAAUUUUUAUAUAAUUAUAUAUAUAUUAUUAUAAUAUUAUAAUAUUAAUUAUAAUUAAUUAUACACGCAAUUGUGCUACUUUUUAAUACACAAUGAUUAAAGACAAGCAAACCCCCCACAUAAUUAAUUAUAAUUAUUAUAUUAUAUAUAAUUAUUAUUAUAUAAUUAUAAUUAUUAUAUAUAGUAAUUAUAAUUAAUUAUACACGCAAUUGUGCUACUUUUUAAUACAUA